AUGCAGGCAGACGACGUGAUAUGGUCUGUUAUCAACCACCAGUUUUGCUCAUAUAAAGUCAAAACAACCACCCAAAAUUUCUGCAGAAACGAGUACAAUGUCACCGGACUCUGUAAUCGUCAGUCAUGUCCGUUAGCAAACUCGCGAUACGCUACUGUGAGAGAGAAAGAGGGUGUUCUAUACCUUUACAUGAAGACGAUCGAACGCGCGCACUCCCCUGCACACAUGUGGGAGCGAAUAAAACUCUCCAAUAAUUACUCCAAGGCACUGGAACAGAUAGAUGCAGAGCUCAUCCACUGGCCGAAUUUCACCAUUCAUAAAUGCAAGCAACGAGUGACCAAAAUAACACAAUAUCUCAUCAAAAUGCGUCGAAUGAAACUUCGGCAACAACCAAAACUCAUCGGUGUCAAGAAAAAGCUUGACCGUCGCGAAGCUACCCGCGAGCGCAAAGCACUCUCCGCUGCCCACCUCGAAAGGUCGAUAGAAAAGGAACUCAUCGAGCGUCUCAAAUCCAAGGCAUACGGCGAUGCCCCUCUGAACGUCAACGAGUCUGUCUGGCAAGCGGUCCUGGAUAUGGAGAAGAAGGGUAAAAACAGAGUCGUUACUGAAGGCGAAGAAGAGUUGUUGGACGGAGAGGAACUGGAGCUGGAGGAUGACGAGACGGAUGAAGAGGACGAGGAAGAGCUUGAGGCUGAGAUGGAGGAAGAAUGGGGGGAUCGGGAGUUCGUUAGUGAUAUAAGCGAAGAUGAGGAUGAGGACGGGCUGAGCGAUUUGGAGGAUGUUGUGGACGGCGCUUCCGAGGACGAUGAUUCAGGCGAGGAUGCUGAAAAUGACGAUGACCCAAAAGCGACCCUUGGGAAACGGAAGCAAGCACCUUCAACGAAGAAAGCCCCACCCUCAAAACGACCAUCGAAAGGAAGAAGGCAGGGCCCCCGUGUGGAGGUCGAGUACGAACACGAAAUGGAGAGUGUACCACUUACAAGAUCAGUGUUGGCGAACUGGUAA
This is a messenger RNA of Pleurotus ostreatus (oyster mushroom), 1005 nucleotides long. RefSeq lists its product as uncharacterized. The transcript has 7 exons. Gene Ontology annotation, cellular component: nucleolus; preribosome, large subunit precursor. NCBI's taxonomy places the organism in Eukaryota, Fungi, Basidiomycota, Agaricomycetes, Agaricales, Pleurotaceae. The coding region runs from base 1 to 1005 and encodes 334 amino acids. Gene Ontology annotation, biological process: maturation of 5.8S rRNA; maturation of LSU-rRNA. The record is from RefSeq and is a predicted model, not a curated record.